This is a messenger RNA of Oreochromis niloticus (Nile tilapia), 2379 nucleotides long. RefSeq names its product CD276 antigen homolog. The transcript has 4 exons. Gene Ontology annotation, cellular component: external side of plasma membrane. The record is from RefSeq and is a predicted model, not a curated record. Gene Ontology annotation, biological process: regulation of cytokine production; cellular response to lipopolysaccharide; T cell receptor signaling pathway. Bases 293 to 856 code for a protein of 187 amino acids. NCBI's taxonomy places the organism in Eukaryota, Metazoa, Chordata, Actinopteri, Cichliformes, Cichlidae. Gene Ontology annotation, molecular function: signaling receptor binding.
UUUACAGGGCGUGGAUGUUCCCUUUGUGUGGAGAACGAAAGUUAACUGCACUUCUUGCUGUAGGAUUCUACGGCAAACAACUGAAGUUUAAUAUUAGAGGCGUAAUAUUACAAAUUUAAUAUUAAACUUCAGUUGUUUGCUAGGACUGGUGUUGGGGAGUACACAAAGCUGGAUGUGUACAUAAUGAAAAGAGAGAAAAAAUGCUGCCCUUCCUGAUUCUUCUGUUUCUAAACCCACUGAUUUCUGCCGCACAAGCGACACCUGCUGGCGUAUUGGAAAUCGCCCCAUUUUGAUGACGCUUUUCUACCCAAAACCCAUCACAGCUAAGCCUGGAGACAACGUCAUUCUGCCAUGUCAAGCUCAAAACAGCAACAACCUCGCAGGUGUGGAGUGGAGCAGACGUGACCUGGAGCCAGAAUAUGUUCUUUUGCUCCGAGAUGGGCACAUUGUUCCAGAAGACCAGCAACCAUCUUUUAAAGACCGGGUGGAACUCCAGGACCAACAGAUGAAAAAUGGAGACGUGUCUUUGAUUCUGGAGAAAGUGACAGCUGCAGAUGAUGGAACAUAUGAGUGCCGUAUCCUCACGCAUGGGGGAGAACGGAGAAAGAGAGCUGUGGAAACCAUCAGCGUCAUCAACCUUCAUGUUGUUCCUGCAGGUCAGACAGGAGGACACACAGAGGAUGGAGGGAAGGAGGAUGGAGGAGGGAAGAUUGGAUCUGUUGAAUCUGCAGCUAUUCUGUCAGUUUUUGCUGUGUUUCUUGUUGCUGCUGUUGUUGGCUUUGUGAUCUACAGAAAACAUAAACAACAAAAGAUUCAGGAAUCAUACCAGCCUCCACCUGAACAACAGCCUGUCUGAAAAUUUUCAGAGCUUUUUUCAGCUUUACUUUAAAUUUCCUGCUGCUGUUCCAAGUUCUCACUUCUGACAUUCAGCAUGUGGAAAUAUAAUAUAGGUUCGAAUCUGGGCCCUGUACUAUGAAGCAAGUCCAACAAACCCAGGGUAUCUUUCCUGACAUUGGUGGUCAUAAGAAGCUUGUCAUCUAGUUGCUUGGUUAACCCAGAGUUUUCCAAUCUAGGUAUGAGUGAAUAAAAGAGGUGGCACUGGCAGCAUCUGGCCAUUCAUGUUGAGAAUUGUACUGGCAGAUGAGUGGCUGAUUUUGCAAUGAAGGAGUAAAUUGGAAAAAUGUGAAAAAGGUUAGAAAUAAUAUUGAAUAAAAGCAACACAGCUGCUGCAGAUCAAUCAGCACCGUGGGAGUAAAAGUAGAGCAGAGUAGUUUAUUCUUAAAAGCGCUCUAUUAAUGUGUGAGCUUUAAAUGCUUUGGAGAAUCUGAUGUAUUACAUUCUCAUAUUCUACAAAGUUAAUGUUCAGAUUUUCAAAAAACAGUUUUAUUUUUUAUUCUUUCAGCUGCCGCCCUGAUUGUGUAAAGAAGUAAAUAAUAAAGCAAUAACAGGAUUCCAAUGUACGGGCUGUCCACCUGGAACUGAUAUAAAGUCUUAUAAUAUAAUAAUAAUAAUAUAAUAUAAAGACUUUGGACAACUACUACUAUCCACGCAUUGGUCUGAAUGAUCUUCCAGGAAUGGUGAUGCUGUUUGUCACAGACUUAGUUUGCCAGUAGGAAGUGAUCUCACACCUCAUUUCAUACCUACAGAUCUCUAAUCUAUGACCCAACCUCUUCAAUAGCAGGUUAGGUCAUAGAUUAACAAGGAACCCCAGGAAAAAGUGAACCACCUUCAUAGUACAGAAAACCCAGGUUGAACCCUGAAGUUACCUGGAUAAGACAAAAUUCUCCUAACAGGCCUUUCAUCUUCAGUUUCUUCGUAAUAAACGUCCAUCAUCUGAGGAAUAAUUGCCUCAUCAUCCUCACCUCAAAACAGAGAGCAAAGAGAAAAUGAAAUCACUUAUUCUAAAUGCUAAACCUUUUAUUGCUGGUCUAGCAAUAAAAUGUCUGUUAAGGGCAAAUAAAUAUGAAACAACAAGAAAAAAUGCAAGAAUAAAAACUAACAAAAACUAAAACUUCCACAGUUUUAUAUAGAUUGAAUGCAUUCUGUCUGUCACAACAUGAACUAAAGAUUUGCUGUUGUGGUCUUUUGAUUGAGGGUCUGUCUGGUAAUGAUGUAUGUGAGUAGAUCAGUGACUGUGAGCCAAUUAUGAUGAAUGAUUCUCUGUUUAAUAUUAAUGUCAUGUUUGAAACAGCAAGUCUCCUCAUAAGCUACAGUUAAACAUAGUAUGUAUUUUACUGUUUCUUGCAUUUUUAUUUAGCAUCAGUUUUUUAAACAAAAUCCUGUUUUGGUGAUAUUACUUGUAUGAUUACCUGCUGAAGCUUUAAUGUGUGUUUUGAAAGACUAGUGUGAAUUGUAAAUAAAGGGGAAACUAUCAGUUUA